AGCGCGCCACCACUUCAGUAGAAAAAUUAAAUUGUGCUGCUUGCCGUCAAAAAGUUCCGUGCUGUAGCUAUUACUAGUCUUGCUUUUGUGACCCAGUGUCGCUAGAAAUUUAUCAGCAGUAUCUGCCAAAUCAGUUUAUGAACAAUCGGAUUACUCUUAAAAUCGGCUAAUUAAUGGCAUAUGCAAGUUAAUUUUGAUGAAUAUUUAGACGUACAAAUAUCGAUACAAGUGUAGAGGAACUGCAGUUCAAUCGAAUGUGCAGUGCGAAAAGCAGAGCAGUGACGAGUGAAUAAAAAAUAAUAUACAUAUGUAUAGAGAUUUUCAAUGACAUAGCACGUUCACAUACGAAGAGGAUUAAUUUUUAGGCGUUAUAUGAAACAAUUUUAUUAAUUUUACGUAAACACCCAAAAGGUUAUUGGUGUAAUCUCUUUUCGACGAACUAUUUUAGCAUUGAUUAUCCGUCAAUUGAAUUGUGUGCGAAAACUAAGGCAAAGAAACGACGAAAGAAGAUUGUACCAGAGAACAGUGCACGUUCAACAGCUGGCUUUUGUUUACAUCAAUAAUAUUUUAUUCAAACUAAAUUUCGAUGGCAAUCAUUGAACAUUUUUUGAAACUACAAAAAAGGGUCACAAACUUCGGGGUAAUGCUAGGCGGCAGUGCGGAUCGUCUAUGCACACCGAGCACGUCAGCUGGCCCAUUUCGUAUAUUUGCCGUUACAGGUUUCCAAAACCGGGCAAAUGAUAUUGUCUAUUGCCCACCGAUACGACCCACGGGCAGCGAGAAUGCCGAGGAUUCGACGGCCGUUGUUUACUUCGGAGGGGAUGUACAGGACUUUCCGGAGAGCAUGGAAACGAAUCGAGAUAGUCGCGGCUAUAUGAAAUACAAUUUAGAGAACUCCGCUAUACUACUACGUGAGGCUUUUCCGCGCGCACACAUCAUUGUCAUCCGGCCUGUAAGAAUGGAGUUCAAAACAUUCAGCUGUUUUGAUAAUUUUGUACGUGGCAACAACGCCGGUGUCCCUGAUCACACCCCUAUGAAUCAUGCGUUGCAACAUUUAGAAAAAUUAUUACAAAAUCUUUCUCAACGACUGAUUUCCAUACCCGAAAAUGAAAUAAUGGAUCAAGCUGCACAGGCUGCUGCUGCUGCCGCAGCUGUGGCUGCUGCAGCUGCGUUGGUAUCCUCCACGCUCUCCACAGCAUCUACAGACUCGUCGGCCUCGUCGUCAACGUUGAAUGAUAAUAAUCAGGACAUGGAUAUUGACAUAUUGCAAGUUCAAGAGAAUGUGACUGUUGAUGCUGAUGGUGCUGAAAUAUUUCCAAAUGUUGGUAGUGGUAGUGGUGGCGGUGUUGUUGGUAGCAGUAAUAGUAACAGUGGAAGUAUUUCGGCAUCAGUCAACAACGUUACAAACACUAGCAUGUCGCCAACGAUCACAACUUCACAAAGCACGCAAUCUGCUCCUUUGCAACCAACCACUCAGCAAACGCAGUCCAAUAACGCACAGCAUUUUAAUAAUAUUGGUAAUAAUAGCAACAAUGGUAAUGAGUGUUUAACACAGCAACAACAACAACUUACACGUCAAAACAGCAAUCCUUUAUGGUGGCGAGAGAAUUUGAAUUUGGAUAAAGCAAAGUUGGUUUUAAUUGGCUUUAGCAAAGGCUGUGUGGUCCUGAAUCAAUUCAUUUACGAGUUCCACUACUUAAAAACUCUUACACCGGAUGAUAGUACAAUGAUACGCCUGCUUUCACGUAUCAAAGACAUGUAUUGGCUGGAUGGUGGGCAUGGUGGCCAAAAGAACACAUGGAUAACGUCUAGAAGCCUAUUAGAAACGCUUACGCGAAUGGGCAUGAAUAUUCAUGUACAUCUGACGCCGUAUCAGGUGCAAGAUGACCGUCGGCCGUGGAUACGAAAGGAAGAAAAAAUCUUCACAGAUAUGCUUCGCCGUUUAGGAGCACCGAUUACACGUCAUCUGCACUAUGAUAGUCAAACGGCGAAUUUGAUGACACAUUUCGAAGUUUUGCAAGCCUUUUGUCAGCACAUUCAUGCGCUAAAUCAGCAACAGCAAUUGCAAAUGCAACAACAACAUCAAACCACACAACAACAGCAGCAGCAAACAUCAGCUCUACAACCUUUGCAGCAAUCUUCGAGCAACAUUCAAAUGAAUGACCAACUGCAACAACAGCAACAACAACUUCAGCAAGCACAGCAAAACAGUUCGAAUCGCUCAGAGUUGGGCAAGACAAGCCCCAGCGGACCGAAGUGACA
This is a messenger RNA of Anastrepha obliqua, 2262 nucleotides long. RefSeq lists its product as uncharacterized. The transcript is spliced from 7 exons. Gene Ontology annotation, cellular component: mitochondrion. Lineage: Eukaryota; Metazoa; Arthropoda; Insecta; Diptera; Tephritidae. The record is from RefSeq and is a predicted model, not a curated record. Bases 587 to 2260 code for a protein of 557 amino acids.